AUGUCCCGCCACCCCGCUCGCCACUUCCUCCCGUUGCUUCGCCGCCGCCACCUCCACCAUUCGGUCCAUCUCCCCUACACAUCCGUGCCCAUUCCCCCCGACGCGAUCCCCUCCACCUCCAUCCCGUCGUCCACCUCCCCGCCGCCGUUUCAUCCCGCGCCCUGGCCGCAGCCGUGUUCGCCCGCCUCCACGCCGCUCCCGCCUUUCACGGCCUCCCACCUCCGCGCGGCCGUCUCCUCCCUCGCCGCCUCUCUUCUGGCUCUGCCCGUCUCGGAUCCCGACCCCCUGCCCGCCCUCCACGCCCAUUCAUUCCCCACCCUCCUCGCAGUCUCGCCGCUCGCCUCCCUCGAGCUCCUGUCCCUCCUCCGCCCCAAGCCUUACCUCGGCCUCGCGGUCUUUUCGUUUCGCCGCACGCUUUCGCCGCCGCCCACGCUCCCCGAGUUUGUCGUCGCCAUCUCGCUUGCCAGCCGCGCCCGCGACCCCACCGCCGCGGCCAACAUCUUCACCGACGCCUCCAGCGCCUACUGCCCCGACCAGGCGCUCUACAAUGCCCUCAUGGCCGCCUACAUGCACAGUGGCCUUGUGAAUAGCUGCGUCGAGGCCUUCCACGCGCUGCGGCGUGAUCCACGGUGUGGUCCGCCCAAUGCGGACUCCUUCAACAUCCUCAUCGCUCUCUUCGGUCGCUCCCUCCUCGUCGACCACAUGGAGGCCACACUCCAGUCGCUGGAUGCCUCAGGACAGCCCCGUACAAUUGGUACCUACAAUGCAGUCAUCGCUGGCUACCUCACGGCAUGGAUGUGGGACAAAAUGGAAGCUGCGUUCCAUGAAAUGAUGGCAGGUGGAGUUGUUCCAGACACCACUACACAUUUGUUGAUGUUAAGAGGUUACUCACAUGCUGGGAAGAUUUAUAAGAUGGAGCUGGCUUAUGAGCGUGCUCGUGAGCAUGCUGGCAAGGUUGAUAUAGUGCAUAUACGUGCAAUGCUAUGUGCAUAUUGCAAGUUUGCACAUGUAGAUAGGAUUCAAAAGAUCGAGGAGUUGCUUCUGAAGUUGCGUCCUGAGGAUUAUAGGCCCUGGCUCAAUGUGUUGUUAAUUAGGGUGUAUGCCAAGGAGGGGUUGGUUGAGGGGAUGGAAAGAAGGAUUGCUGAGGCAUUGGAACGCAAUACCACAGUCACCACAACACAGGUGAUGCGGUCUGUCAUAACCAACUAUUUCCAGUGUGACGCUGUCGACAGACUCGCACACUUUGUCUGGCAGGCUGAGGAGGCCGGAUGGAAGCUGUGCCGGAGUUUAUACCACUGCAAGAUGGUGAUGUAUGGGAAGCACCAUCGACUGGCAGAGAUGCAUGGGGUGUUGGAUGAGAUGGAGUAUUUUAGGUUUGACCGGACAAAGAAGACCUUCUGGAUUAUGCACAAAGCAUAUCUGAGCUGCGGAAGAAGAUCCGAGGCUGAUACGAUACUUGGCAUGAUGUGGAAGCAUGGUUUUGUAUGCCCUUCCGGCGUAUUUGUUCAAUAA
Triticum turgidum subsp. durum (durum wheat) is the source of this 1512-nucleotide messenger RNA. The record is from the annotation of a GenBank genome assembly. Lineage: Eukaryota; Viridiplantae; Streptophyta; Magnoliopsida; Poales; Poaceae.